GUGAAUGACGAGAAGGCAAAGCAUCCGUUUAACCUUUGAACUGUCUUCCUUUUGCUCCACGCCGAAUCACAAGACCGAUUCCCUUCCCGGUGAUUGUCGAUGCCAACGGUAAGCAAGGACACACUUGAACUUCCCGAGGAGAGGAGCAAGUGGGAUUCGCGCUCGUGUCCUGCAUGUCAUGACCACGGUCCACUUCACCCCGGGUUCGGAUUCAGAAGUGUGGCAAGGAUGGAUGAUGCCAAAGUAGAGAUUGACAACGGGCAGGAUGAUGCUGUGGAACCACACACUAUGUACCACAAUAUCCGGAAGAAGAUUGCCCCCUUUGUUAUGUCCUUUGGAUUCCGUGUAUUUGGCGUGGUACUAAUCCUCGUUGACAUCGUGCUGGUCAUCGUGGAUAUUUCCCUGCCAGCCAGGAGCAGAGAAGUGGGGAAUUCUCUGGAGACCGUGUCCCUUAUCAUCUCCUUCUUCUUCCUGGCUGAUGUUCUCCUCCGGGUCUAUGUGGAAGGAUUUAAGGUCUACUUUGGCUCCACGCUGAACAUCAUCGACGCCUGUGUCGUGGUCGUCACAUUGGUGGUGACCAUGAGCUACACCUUCACUGACCUUUCUGGAGCCAGCCUCAUUCCCAGGGUGGUUUCCUUUCUGCGUUUCUUGAGAAUUAUCAUCCUGGUGAGGCUGUUCAGGCUGGCGGCUCAGAAGAAAGAGCUGGAGAAAGUCACAAGAAGGAUGGUCUCUGAGAACAAGCGGCGCUACCAGAAGGACGGCUUUGACCUGGACCUCACCUAUGUCACAGAUCGUGUGAUUGCCAUGUCUUUCCCUUCAUCUGGGAAGCAGUCCUUCUACAGGAACCCAAUCAAGGAGGUGGCGAGGUUCCUUGACACUAAACACGAGGGCCAUUACAGAGUUUAUAACCUUUGCAGUGAGAAAGGCUACGACCCCAAAUUCUUCCACUACAGUGUCGAACGGGUGUUCAUCGACGACCACAAUGUUCCUUCUUUAGAGGACAUGCUGAAAUACACAGCUAGUGUGAAGGAGUGGAUGUCGGCUGAUCCCCAGAAUGUCAUCGCCAUUCACUGCAAAGGAGGAAAAGGCCGUACUGGUACUCUGGUGUGCACGUGGCUUAUUGACAGUGACCAGUUUGAGCGCGCACAGGAUAGCCUGGAGUAUUUUGGGGAGAGGAGGACGGACAAGAGUCGGAGCUCCAAGUUUCAAGGAGUGGAGACGCCCUCCCAGAGUAGGUAUGUGGGCUAUUACGAGACCAUGAAGACGAAAUUCAACAGACAGCUUCCUCCUCCGAAGAGACUCAGGAUCAAGAGCAUCCGCAUCCACUCCAUAGCAGGUGUGGGCAGAGGUAACGGCAGCGACUUAAAGGUGAAAAUAAUAGUGAGGAAAGAACUUGUGUUUCAGUGUCUGUGCGCCACACAGGAGAACUGCGCAGUGUUUCCCGACCUGGGCGGCAAUGCAGUAGUCAUCAGCCUCCAGAAUGGACCUGAGGUUCAAGGAGAUGUCAAGGUCAUGUUUGAGUCCACUGCUGGUAUUCCCAAAGGAUAUGAAGACGUUCCCUUCUACUUCUGGUUCAAUACCUCCUUCGUAGCAGAUAACAAGCUGUUUUUACCCAGAGAGGAACUGGACAACCCUCACAAACCUAAAAUGUGGGACUUGUACAAGGAGGACUUUGGCGUCACCAUGUCCUUCUCGGAUGUCUAAUAUUGUAAUAAUAAAUGCUCUUCAGCAAGAUGGACUACACUAGGGAGCUUUUUGUUGAUCAAGAGCAUUAACGAAAGUAAAUUCAAAAAUACAUCGGGAAAAGAAUGACAUCUUAAUUUGAAAAGUGUGCAGGUGCUUUGUGGGACAUCACUACAAGCCAAGAAAGAAAACAAUAAUUAGAAAAUAAAAUCAAAGAAUA
Messenger RNA from Phyllopteryx taeniolatus (common seadragon), 1903 nucleotides. It is a transcript of the gene tpte, whose product is annotated as transmembrane phosphatase with tensin homology. Gene Ontology annotation, cellular component: membrane; cytosol. Gene Ontology annotation, biological process: protein dephosphorylation; transmembrane transport; monoatomic ion transport. Gene Ontology annotation, molecular function: protein tyrosine phosphatase activity; monoatomic ion channel activity; phosphatidylinositol-3,4,5-trisphosphate 3-phosphatase activity. The coding region runs from base 100 to 1704 and encodes 534 amino acids. Lineage: Eukaryota; Metazoa; Chordata; Actinopteri; Syngnathiformes; Syngnathidae. The record is from RefSeq and is a predicted model, not a curated record. The transcript has 19 exons.